Molecule: messenger RNA, 727 nt
Organism: Hylaeus volcanicus
Lineage: Eukaryota; Metazoa; Arthropoda; Insecta; Hymenoptera; Colletidae
Gene: Trs20
Product: probable trafficking protein particle complex subunit 2
Exons: 4
Coding region: 136-558 (140 amino acids)
Biological process (GO): endoplasmic reticulum to Golgi vesicle-mediated transport
Cellular component (GO): TRAPP complex; cytoplasm; nucleus
Source: RefSeq, a predicted model, not a curated record
UAAUCUCCACGUGUAUCAGUAAUUAAAGUGACUUCUAAAAACCUCUAAGCAAAGCAGAGCGAUUUCUUCGAAAUUUGUCGAAAGCAUUAAGCUUGUUCAACAAAGAAUCGAAUGGAAUGAAAAUUGACCAACACCAUGACUGCUAAUUACUAUUUUGCAAUUGUUGGUCACGCCGACAAUCCCUUAUUCGAAAUAGAAUUCAACAAUUCUGGAAAGGACUCGAAGAAGGAAGAUUACACGCAUUUGAACCAAUUCAUUGCACACGCUGCAUUAGAUCUUGUGGAUGAACAUACAUGGAAAACAACAAACAUGUAUUUGAAAGUCGUGGACAAGUUUAACCAGUGGUUUGUCAGUGCUUUUGUCACUGCGACUCACAUUAGAUUUGUCAUGGUACACGACAGCAAAAAUGAGGAUGGGAUAAAGAAUUUUUUCAAUGAAAUGUACGAAACAUAUAUAAAGUAUUCCAUGAAUCCAUUCUACAAAUUAAACACACCUAUUAAAUCUGUUGGCUUUGAGAAAAAAGCGCAAUUAUACGGCAGGAAAUACUUGUCUUCCUAAGUCUGUUUAUUUUAAAUUUACAGAGUAUAAUAGAUACUUUACAAACAUCACAUUGUUAUUUAUUGCUAGAUAUUAUUAUUAUCAUCUAAUCUACAAUCAUUCUAAAUAUUUUUGUAAUUUUAUUUUCACUGUAAAUACGACAUUAUCAUUAAAAUCUUACGAUACUGUA